AUGGACGACUAUGAUGAUAAGGAUGUCGCGCUGGCAGAAUACGAGGAACAUGGCGAUGACGAAUUGGACGAGCACGGGUCGUGGGACGAUGACGAUAAUCUCUCUCCUCUUUAUCUGGAUAAGGGUCUCGAUGAAGUAACGUACGAAAUGGUACAAGAAGCCGUUACCCUGGCGCAAACGCACCUCCCCAACCCUGAGGGAAUUCAGCUAACAGCUCGCGGGCCGAAGAUUAUGCUGCCCGUCGCUGAUAUGCAUCCUGAUACCCGGCAAGCCUGUGGAUUGAGUGGAUUCAAGACCCUGUUUGUGCUUCUGGACGUGACGAAAGGUUACAAGGGCAGCUCUCCUCCCCCCCUCAUCGUUGCGUCUCAGGGUGAUGAUGGUCAACCGUCGACUUCUUCCGAGCGACCGAACCCCCGGUUCAGCAUCGGCAUACAAUUGGUGAACUCAGUUCAGAGUGAUCUCGUAUUCCCUGGCUUGAAACCAACUAUCUGUGAUGCUAAGCUCUGCUCAUAUCAACUUGACAAGCUUGGUAUCGGCGCUGGAUUGAAUUUGAUCGAUACCGACGCCGUUGCUCUUUCUUCCGGAUUGACAGCGGCUUCCAGUGGUGCUCGCUUACAGUUUGCUCUUCCUAAUGUGCCUUCGGAACAUGGCACUGAUCUUGAAAUUGCUCCACCGCGUAUCGUCAAGGCUCUGGCUCUGACGCCGGUCUUAGCGGAAUUGCCGAAAGACGACGAUGCACGAUCUAAAAUACUGAAAGAAAUCGAUCCAUUGCUCGAGCCUAUCAUACGCUGGAUCCUCGCCACAAAUCGUGCACAUGUUGUUUCUCUACGAAAGUGGGAGCUUUUCCAGCAGAUGAAGACCCCGCACCAAUUCAAGAUCAACACAUCCACCCGAGCUCACGCAUCGGCAUUCGAGAGCAUGAAACAACGUCACGGCAGUUUUUAUGCCUGGCAUGGAUCGAGCAUGGCCAAUUGGUACGUUACGAAAUGA
Molecule: messenger RNA, 990 nt
Organism: Dacryopinax primogenitus
Lineage: Eukaryota; Fungi; Basidiomycota; Dacrymycetes; Dacrymycetales; Dacrymycetaceae
Exons: 4
Coding region: 1-990 (329 amino acids)
Source: RefSeq, a predicted model, not a curated record